Pleurotus ostreatus (oyster mushroom) is the source of this 4095-nucleotide messenger RNA. RefSeq lists its product as uncharacterized. Gene Ontology annotation, biological process: nucleosome assembly. Bases 1 to 4095 code for a protein of 1364 amino acids. The transcript is spliced from 13 exons. NCBI's taxonomy places the organism in Eukaryota, Fungi, Basidiomycota, Agaricomycetes, Agaricales, Pleurotaceae. The record is from RefSeq and is a predicted model, not a curated record. Gene Ontology annotation, cellular component: nucleosome. Gene Ontology annotation, molecular function: DNA binding.
AUGAAGUACUACUGGGUCUCCUUCGUGUUGCCGUGUCUAUUCGCCGUUUCGAACGCGAUACCCCCGCCGUCGUCGUCUGGAGUAACCUAUACCGAGACUUGGGGAUGCUGGCCUACGACCGUCACGUACACACUCCCUAAGGCCACACCGACGUCGGAAGUGGUCGUUACGCAGACAUUGACCUCGAGCUUUCCCAACUCUGCCUCUCCCCACCAGCUCCCCCCGCCUCAAGACCUCCUCACUUCAAGUGAACGCUUUCAGCACCCUUUCUCAUCACCAACCAUUCUCGUCGUUAUACAAUCAAGAAUGUCUUCCGCCAUUACAUCGCCGUCCCCUGAGGCGUCUCCCUCGCCCGCUGCGAAGCCCGCCUCCACUCGGUCCAAGAAACCCGCGUCGAAGACCGCAACCAAACCCUCGUCUAAGAGGGUCGCUGCCGCUGCCAAGAAGUCUGCAACUACCACGAAGAAGGCCUCUGCUGCUGCUAAGACAGCAUCUAAGCCCAAGACAUCCGCUGCCGCCAAGACCACCACAUCCGCUGCUACUCACCCCGCAUGGAAGGACAUCAUCGCCGAAUGUAUCAUCGCCCAUCCUGAUGAGGCGCGUCAAGGUGUCUCACGCAGCACCAUCAAGAAGUUUGCUGAGGAACAAUAUAAGAUUGAGAUGAACGCUUCCAACCUUUCGCACCUCAAUCGUGCCAUCACCGCCGGCGCUGAUAAGGAAAUCUUCAAGUUACCUAAGGGUCCCUCCGGCAAGGUUAAGCUUGCCCCGGAGGCAAAGGCCGCCGCCGUUGCCGCCGCCAAAGAGAACGCUAAGCCACCUUCCAAGGUCAAGAAACCAUCUACCACUACCAAGCCCGCUGCUACCAAAGCAGCUCCCGCCAAACCCGUUGCGGCGAAGGCUGCUCCCAAAGUCGCCUCCAAGCCAGCUGCGAAGACCACUACUGCCAAAUCAGCUAGCAAGUCGACCGCCGCCGCCAAGAAGCCUUCGGCUGCGAAGGCCACUGCAACCAAGAAGGCGUCUGCCACUAAGACAGCCACCACCAAGAAGACCACUGUGGCUUCUAAGCGUGGGUCAGCGAAGAAGGCUGUUACCGGAACAACUACCACAUCGAGGGCAAAGUCUGCCGCUAAGAAAGCGCCUGUCAAGGCUGUGAAGAAGGCCGUUGCCUCCACGAAGAAGGCUCCGUCGGCGAAGAAGACGACCAAAAAAGUAACUAAACCAGUGGCUGCUCCUUUGCCCCUUGCUUCCUCCUCAACUCCAUCUUCUCGUUUCAUGCAACCCGCAAAAUCUCAGCACCAAUAUGCAACACGGACCAGCAACAACGUCGACAUAAAGCCUGCUCAUCGUCACAGACAGUCUCCAAGCCCUCCCGCCCCAGCGCCCGCCGCCUCGAAUACUUCCUCCACCGCCACCGCCUACAGCAACGAUCAUGCAAUUAUUACGUUUCCACCCCCGCAUAUAGUCCUUCAUCCCGACGACGCCAAUAGCAGGGUCUUCUUGGCCAUUGGGCGGUCAUUCAUGUCUGUCGACAACCGCGCCCUCACAAUCAAAGAUCUCGCGGACAUGACCCCAAAGUUUGGUCUGGUUUGCCAAACCGUGUCCGCAGCCAACCAGGCAAUCACGACAUACAUUCGAUCGCACAUGCAGCGCUGCGAGGCCCAGCAAGACACGCCGCUUCUCCUUAAACAUACUCUUUCUGGCACCGCAUCAGACGACGACCUGCUUCCAGCUCUCCAUUCUCGUUCCGGAGGCGCUCAGUGCGCGUCAGGCCCGGGGAACAAAGUUACUAAUUUUAGACGCGGCACGGUUGUGUGGUAUCUGAGCAGGGCCACCGGCGCUCCCUGCCCUUUCGCGCGUGCUGGAAUCAGGCUAUGCGACUACGUCGAUCGCGGCAAGCCCGAGCCCAAGAAGCCGCGACAUGCAAGCGAUGAGCAACAGCAGUGUGGGCAGAAGCGGAAGAGGCAUCUCCGUACGAGACUUGGCGGAGGCGAUGAUGAAUCGGAUACUUCGCCGGAUGAUGCUCAGCGCCCGCCCAAAGUGAAGUUAACACUGCGGUUAAAGCCAAUGCUGAUGCCGACUUCAUCCUCCGAGCCCCGCCACACUGCACACAAUCUUGACUCCGAUGACUCUAUGUCGGAUGACUCCUCGUCCGAUGAGGAAGAGAACACCCCCCAGGAAGAUGAUCUAUGGGCGUUGCCACCGUAUCCAAGACGGUCUAUUUCGAUCCCUUCCUACACACCCAGCCUCGACACGUUUUCCUCGUACCCAUAUUAUUCCGACAUGCCACAGACAUCAGGCACCCCACGUUGUCGUGCCACCUCAGUUCCCUACAGUAUAGGCUCGCCACCUCCAGACUCGGAUGACGAAAAAGAUUUUUCAAUUGCUAUGACACGCUCACGACCUUUCAUGUCUGAUGACUGGGAUCAUGAAGUUGAUAGCGAGGGUGAUGGCGAGACACUCUGGGAGAGUCCAGGCCCCCGCUCACCAUCGGCUCCUGCGUCUCAUUCGGACUUCGCCGAGGUCGCUGUAACAGUGAAGCAAGAGCCGCGCGAUGUUCAGAGUAUGUUGGACGCGUGGGACGACUAUACAUUCAAUACGUCAGAUGGGCAUCACCUUCACACUGCGACGUCUAGCAACCCGGUGAAAGUGGAGCCUACUGAUCUACCGCCUUGGAAUUGGGAACCUGUUCCGUGGGAGGAAGAUUCGCCGCCAGUCUUUUCGCCAGCGAUCAAAGAAGAGGACCACGACUUCGAGAAUCUUCUUGCCAACUACUCCCCGCUAUCCUCGGAAGGCUCGAGCAUAUCAGACAGUCCUUCACAUCCUCCCCGGACCAUUACGGCGGAAGAGGAGACGCGUCAUAUGUCAUCACCUCAGCCUCAGUCACCUGCACCGCAGGCUCUACGGCUGGAGAUGCCCUCGCAUACUUUUGCCGACCCUUCGGCGACCUCAUUCCUUAAUGAUGCACAGUCACCCACUUUGGCAACUCUCGCUUCCCUCAUCCAGUCCAUGUCGAUGAGCUCCCCGACGGCUGUUUCGCCUGCGGCGCUACGGAUCACCCCUUCUGCUACCGGUGCACCUUCCUUUGCCUCUUCCCUUGAGUCAGCACCCCCGGACGUAGUCGUGGUACACACGUGUCAGCCUUGCACACCGAUUGUCAGUGCCACCCAAGUUGAAGGUAUCUCAGUGUAUCAGACAGUGAUCGGAAGCCGGCGUCUGCUGCGGAGGAUCGACACUGACUUCGUCAAUAUCUCGCCUGUAGCUGCGUACAUCGGUUCGAGCAUUCCGUCUACAUCUGCGGCUGUGCAAGUGACUAAGGGCUCCGCCGCCGUCUCAGGGACGUGGGUCCCUCUACUCGUGGCGCAGUCAUACCUCGAGUCGUGCAUAGCUUCGACGUCGAACUUGUCUUCCACGGAGCGCGCAUCUCUCCAGGGUCUUCUGGAUAUUUUCUUGUCCGACGUGCUCUUUGAGCGCUUCCCGACUGCGCUGCAAGACUUUCACCGAUCAAGCACGCCUGGGCGUUUGCUGCAGCAGUUUGGGCCCCACUUUCAAUCUACCAUGGUAUCAUCAAUAGCCGAACAGCAGCAAGGAUGGGAUGUUCUGCAUCAUCAUCAUCAUCAUCAUAACACCUAUGAGGCAAUCACGUUAGGCCCUUCGUUGUCUUGGGCACCCCGUGGAAGCAGAGAUUUCUACCCGGCGGACCAGGCGGUUGAGGAUACCCAGCUCAGCCCAUCGGAGCAAGAGAUUUUCCAGGCGAUAUGUGCGAACCCCGACUGGGAGCAGGAUGCCCCUCCAGUGGAGGUGGAGCCAGCUCAUGUUCUCGAACGUGAAGAAGCCAUUUCUGAGCCUAAAUACGCCACGGAACUUGUUACCCAACCUCCUUGCCAGAUCACGAAGUUGGUCCCUGUUGAACACGGGUUUGAAGAAGUGCCCCACCAAGCGGCUCAUGUCCCUCUCCUCGUCAAGACCCCCCUUGCUCCGCAAGUAGUGCCAGAGAACUCCAAUCAACCCCUUCGGCGCUCAAAGCGGGUCGCAGACGCUCUUUCCUCCAAAACACAGACCAGAUCACGGAGGCGUUCGACCAAGGCAUUGUCGUAA